This is a messenger RNA of Rotaria socialis, 1113 nucleotides long. NCBI's taxonomy places the organism in Eukaryota, Metazoa, Rotifera, Eurotatoria, Philodinida, Philodinidae. The record is from the annotation of a GenBank genome assembly.
AUGAAAUUCUGGUGUGCAGCUGCAAAAAGUGCCAAACAACAGAAAUCUCUUGAUAAGAAAGCGAUGAAAUCGGAUGAUUCAUUAUCAUCAUCUGCUUCUUAUGCGACGAUAUCGUCGAUUUCAAUGCAAAAAUCUGAUAGUGGUUUUUCGGACUCGGCAUCGUCGAUACACGCUUCAUGUUUUGAACAAAUUCUUGUUGUUGAACGAACCUAUCAUGAAAAUAUAAAAGAAUAUAUCAGUAAAUAUUCUCGGCCAUUAAGACGUUAUUUGAAUCCGACUGAAAUCGUUGAUCUUUUUCAAAAUAUUGAAAAAAUCUCUGCAAUAUCUCAAACAAUUGUUCGCCAAUGUGAUAGAUUCAUUGAUAAAGGUAUUGAUAAUACUACUCGUAUGCCCAUAUCAACCAUUUAUCAACCAUGUUUCGAUAUUAUGAUGGACUCAUAUAUUACUUAUAUAUCUCGAAGUGUAAAAAUUCAAGAUAUAAUCAAACAAUAUUGCCAUAAAAUUGGAUAUUUGCUUCAAAUACCAAUCGAAGUAGUAAUUCGGGAAUUAACAGAAUUUGUCCUGUUACCUAUUCGACAUAUCUGUAUAUUAAAUGAUUUAUUUCAAUUGUUUCUUAUUGACUCUUCAGAUUCGAUGAAUAGCAUAGAUUCGAAUAUAAUUCAAAAUAUAAGAUUUUUAUCAAAACAAGCAUACGUUAUUCUCCAAUUAUUAUGUCAUGGUCAAAUAUCUGUAUCACAAUCAUCACAAUGCAUAAAACGUGAAUCUGAUCUAUCAUCAAUUGUUGUUCUUCAAUGUGUUAAUAAAGAACCAUGGGAACCGAAACAAAUGGAAUUAUUUGAGUCAAAAUUAUUAUUUACAAAGACGAAACAAACUUCAAGUAUCUGCUUAUCAAAUGUUGUUCAUGUAGAAGAAGACUGUUCGAAUGAAGAAUUAUGUUUAAUUGUUGCAUCUACAAUGUCAACAGUCUCACGAUAUUCAUCAAUUAAACUGAUACGUAUUUAUAUACGUUUUGAAAAUCAAAAUGAUUAUAUUAUGUGGUUGAAUUAUUUGAAAAAUGCUGUUAAAAAAGCAAAAGAUCAAAAUUGGUCAAUGAAAAAUGAAGUUGUAAUAUAA